AUACUUGUACGCCAGAACUUAUCUGCAACCAUCCCUUAAAGAGUCAACUACCUUAAUGUACUUAUUUUCCACGGCACAUCUAAAUCUUACCAAUCUUCAUUCAUAUAUAUACACGGACACCUGAAUCCAUUAUAGGCCCCCACAGACACACAUGUCUUCUGGCAAGAAAUGGUGUUUUAAGAAUAUAUUCGGAGCCAAUGGAGUGUGUGGAUGUGGGAGGACAAAGAAAGAAGACAUUUUCGAGCCAAAAGCAAAGCCCGAAACCCCAUCAGAAAAUCUUAAGUCUCUGGAUGAAAAUGAAGAGGAUUGCACUUCCUCCACAUUUUCUCUGAACAAUGAAACCCCAGAAAAUGAUCCAAUGUGCUCCAAAAUGGUCAGUCCAUGCCCAAAAAUCUGUGACAGUCUAGCCAUUGUGAAGGAUUCUGACGACCCUUAUCAAGAUUUUCGCAAAUCCAUGCUUCAAAUGAUCUUCGAGAGAGAAAUCUAUUCAAAAAAUGAUUUACAGGAGCUUCUCAACUGUUUUUUGGAACUAAAUUCACCUCAUCACCACCAAAUCAUCGUUAAAGCGUUUGUAGAGAUCUGGAAUAGCGUUCAUUCAAAAACUCGAGCCGCCGAUGCUGCCUCCAGCGCGGAGGAGAUCAAAAGUAGUCCUAUUGUUCUUCCAGAAGUGUCCCAUUCACGUGAUGCUUAGGCCAUGUGAAGACAUUAAAUUUACAGUUGAGAACAUGCACGGUGAGUUUUAGGCCUCAAAUUAAUGGGACGACUGAAAUGCAGAGAGGCCACAAUUUAAAUGGGUUCUGUUGACAGUAACAGAUGUAUGAUACGAUAAUACAUUUUCCUUAAUUGUCCGUAUCUUUGAAUGUACAUUUUCCGUAUGCAGACAUUUUUACUGCUCAUUGUGUCUCUGUCUAAUAUGAAUGAUCCAAAUUGAGGUUCAUCCUCCCAUUUUUGAUAAAUUAACCGCCACCACCGCACCUGAGAUGGCACUUUGGGGUGCGGGAGCAAUUUUUUUCGUUUACUGUCUGUAUAGCAAAAGAAAAACAUGGGUGCUUCCCGAGCUACAAGUCCUACAACACAGGAGC
This is a messenger RNA of Olea europaea var. sylvestris, 1082 nucleotides long. RefSeq names its product transcription repressor OFP6-like. Gene Ontology annotation, biological process: negative regulation of DNA-templated transcription. The transcript has a single exon. The record is from RefSeq and is a predicted model, not a curated record. NCBI's taxonomy places the organism in Eukaryota, Viridiplantae, Streptophyta, Magnoliopsida, Lamiales, Oleaceae. The coding region runs from base 152 to 691 and encodes 179 amino acids.